Messenger RNA from Dufourea novaeangliae, 2842 nucleotides. It is a transcript of the gene Prp6, whose product is annotated as pre-mRNA-processing factor 6. The transcript is spliced from 9 exons. Gene Ontology annotation, molecular function: protein binding. Gene Ontology annotation, cellular component: U4/U6 x U5 tri-snRNP complex; catalytic step 2 spliceosome. Bases 125 to 2842 code for a protein of 905 amino acids. NCBI's taxonomy places the organism in Eukaryota, Metazoa, Arthropoda, Insecta, Hymenoptera, Halictidae. Gene Ontology annotation, biological process: mRNA splicing, via spliceosome; spliceosomal tri-snRNP complex assembly. The record is from RefSeq and is a predicted model, not a curated record.
UUUAAAGCCACAAAUUCCCGUAAGACCUUAGGUCUAUUUUUAUACCUCGUCUGUGGUUUCAUCGUAUGUACGAAAUAAUUUGUCGUUUGUUUAUGUCGGGGGUGUUGACAGUUAAAAGACAAGAAUGGCAGUCCCCUCAGUUUCUUUAUCAACUAGAAAUAAAAAGCACUUUUUAGGAGUACCAGCACCCUUAGGAUAUGUCGCUGGUGUUGGAAGAGGAGCUACCGGGUUUACAACCAGAUCUGAUAUUGGUCCAGCUCGAGAUGCCAAUGAUGUCUCAGAUGAUCGACAUGCUCCACCUACAAAGCGAACUAAAAAGAAAGAGGAAGAAGAAGAAGAUGAAGAAGAUUUGAAUGACUCUAAUUAUGAUGAAUUUUCUGGAUAUGGAGGCUCGCUUUUUAGUAAAGAUCCAUAUGACAAAGAUGACGAAGAAGCUGAUGCCAUUUAUGAGGCUAUCGAUAAGAGAAUGGAUGAGAAACGAAAAGAGUAUAGAGAAAAGAGACUCAGAGAAGAACUAGAAAGGUAUCGCCAAGAACGACCUAAAAUUCAACAGCAGUUUUCAGACUUGAAGAGAGAAUUGGUAAAUGUAACCGAGGAAGAAUGGAAAAAUGUUCCAGAAGUAGGUGAUGCUAGAAAUCGGAAACAACGAAAUCCACGGGCCGAAAAGUUCACUCCAUUACCGGAUUCCGUACUCGCCAGAAAUUUAGGAGGUGAAACAUCUUCCAGUAUCGAUCCUGGGAGUGGUUUGGCAUCAAUGAUGCCGGGUGUCGCUACGCCUGGAAUGUUGACUCCAACAGGAGAUUUAGAUUUAAGAAAAAUUGGACAGGCUAGAAAUACUUUGAUGAACGUUAAGCUGAAUCAGGUUUCUGAUUCUGUGGAGGGGCAAACAGUAGUCGAUCCAAAAGGCUAUCUUACCGAUUUGCAAAGUAUGAUACCUACAUACGGUGGUGAUAUCAAUGAUAUUAAGAAAGCCAGAUUGUUAUUAAAAUCUGUAAGGGAAACAAAUCCUAAUCAUCCACCAGCGUGGAUUGCAUCGGCCCGUUUAGAGGAAGUUACAGGGAAGGUGCAGGCAGCACGAAAUUUGAUAAUGAAAGGCUGCGAGGUAAAUCCUACAUCUGAAGAUUUGUGGCUGGAAGCAGCCAGGCUUCAACCACCAGAUACGGCCAAAGCAGUAAUUGCUCAAUCUGUACGGCAUAUACCGACCUCUGUUCGGAUAUGGAUAAAGGCAGCCGAUUUAGAGACCGAAACAAAAGCAAAGAGGAGAGUGUAUCGCAAAGCGUUGGAACACAUUCCGAAUUCGGUGAGGCUCUGGAAAGCAGCAGUUGAAUUGGAAGAGCCCGAAGACGCGCGCAUUCUACUCAGCCGUGCAGUUGAAUGUUGUCCGACGAGCGUAGAUUUAUGGCUCGCUCUGGCCAGAUUAGAAACAUACGACAAUGCAAGAAAGGUGCUUAACAAAGCAAGAGAGAAUAUUCCGACUGACAGACAAAUUUGGACCACAGCUGCAAAAUUGGAGGAGGCUAAUGGAAAUAAGCAUAUGGUAGAGAAAAUCAUAGAUCGUGCGAUCUCCUCGUUGAGCGCGAAUGGAGUGGAAAUUAACAGGGAACAUUGGUUCAAAGAGGCCAUGGAGGCUGAGAAGGCUGGCGCGGUACAUACGUGUCAAGUUAUUGUUAAAGCAAUCAUUGGUUUCGGUGUAGAAGAAGAGGACAGGAAACAUACAUGGAUGGAAGAUGCAGAAGCUUGUGCCCAACAAGGCGCAUUGGAGUGUGCCAGAGCUGUUUAUGCGUACGCGUUGUCAGCGUUUCCUAGUAAAAAAUCAAUUUGGCUACGCGCAGCUUAUUUCGAGAAAACGUACGGCACGCGAGAGUCUUUGGAAUCAUUACUUCAAAGAGCAGUCGCUCACUGUCCUAAGAGCGAAGUACUUUGGCUGAUGGGUGCGAAAUCAAAAUGGUUGGCUGGCGAUGUUCCAGCAGCUAGAGGUAUUCUGUCUCUCGCGUUUCAAGCGAAUCCAAAUUCGGAGGAGAUUUGGUUAGCGGCCGUGAAGUUAGAAUCUGAGAACUCGGAAUACGAGAGAGCCCGACGAUUACUGGCAAAGGCCAGGGCAUCCGCGCCGACUCCUAGAGUAAUGAUGAAAAGUGCCAAAUUAGAAUGGGCCUUGAACAAUCUUGACGCAGCCUUGCUCCUUCUUAAAGAGGCUCUGGAAGCAUUCGACGAUUUCCCUAAGUUGUGGUUAAUGAAGGGUCAAAUCGAAGAGCAGCAAGGAAAUUUGGAUAAAGCCCUAGAUACAUACAAUCAAGCGAUAAGGAAAUGCCCGAGUUCCAUUCCAUUGUGGCGUUUACUGGCACAGCUAGAGCACAGGAAAGGUCAAGUUACAAAGGCUCGUUCGGUUUUGGAAAAGGCACGUCUGAAAAAUCCAAAGAACGCAGAUCUCUGGCUAGAAGCAAUCAGAAACGAACUAAAAAUCGGCGGUGUUAGAGAUAUGGCAAACACAUUAAUGGCUAAAGCUCUACAAGAAUGUCCCACGUCAGGAUUACUUUGGGCAGAAGCAAUCUUCAUGGAACCACGACCACAGAGGAAGACUAAAAGCGUCGAUGCUUUGAAAAAAUGUGAACACGAUCCUCAUGUACUCCUCGCGGUAUCCAAAUUGUUUUGGUGUGAACAUAAAAUUACGAAGUGUAGAGACUGGUUCAAUAGGACAGUAAAGAUAGACCCGGAUUUAGGAGAUGCGUGGGCAUAUUUCUAUAAAUUUGAACUUUUAAAUGGAACCGAGGAACAACAAGAAGACGUAAAGAAACGAUGUAUUGCUGCUGAACAGACCUACCGAUUCCAAUAUAAUAUACGCUAA